CACACACACACACACUAUAAUCUAAACUGUUCAGGUAUAGCUGGAUUUUACUCCGUGUCGAUUCACCGUUACUCCUUAACCACAUGAAUGUUCAUUGUCACAGCGGGAGCGGAAUCUGCUCAGGCGACACGGGAUCCUGCUCCCAAAUGGAAACGCAUACCAUGGGACCUGUACUUUUAAUUCAGCAAUUCAAAAUCAUGAGAUGCAUAAGAAGAACAGUCUAAGAUUGGAUAUAGGUUUUACAUUUUGGAGUUGAAUACCCGAAGAAAACUGGCUGCAGUGGGAUAGAACUUUCCUCUAUGUGCUAAUUGAUGAAAAUAACACUGGGAGAUAUGAAGUGUGGGGAGGAAACAUUUCUUUAUUUUUUUCUCCAUUACAAAGGAAAAACUGUACCCCCCAGCACUUUAAAGAUGGCAUACCGUUUGAAGUAUUCAUUUAUUGUUGCCACUACUUUCCUCCUAAAUAUUGAUCUGUGUUAUUGCGCUUGUGCCCGAGCUGAAUAUGAGAUAAAUGGAGAAUGUUGCCCCAUGUGUGCACCUGGAACCCGGGUUUAUAGGCAUUGCACUGAAUAUAUCAGCACAACUUGUGUGCCGUGUGUUGAUGCAACUUUCACAUCUGAGCCCAAUGGCCUUCCAAAUUGCUUCAUCUGUGCAGUGUGUGAUCCUGGGCAGGGUUUGAAAGUAAAAACAGCCUGUACACAGACUUUAAAUACAGUUUGCGAGCCACUGGAGGGAUUUUACUGUACUAACAAUGAAAAAGAGAGUUGUACACAAGCUGUGGAACACACGAAAUGCAGCCCGGGACAAUAUAUCAAGCAGAAAGGAACAGCAGAUAAAGAUGCAGAAUGUGCUGGAUGUAAAAAUGGGACCUACUCUGAAGGUUCACAGGAAAUUUGCAAACAACAUACAAAAUGUGAAGAUUUGGGACUUACAGAAAUAAAACCAGGAACAACUAUGUCUGAUGUGGAGUGUGGAAGUAAAAUUCAAGUGGCCCUAAUAGCUGGGAUUAUAAUUUCCAUCGUUGUUGUGGCUGUAGCACUAGUAAUACUUUUCAUUAGACAUAAGAUUGGAAGACAUGCAGUGAGGAAUCCAGAGACAGAAACAGGUGUAGACACUAGAGAACCUGGAUCAGCGAGACCAUUUCUCCGACCCAGAACAGCACACCAUGGACAUACAACUGUGCCAGAGUAUAUUUCUUACUGUGGAACUAGAAAGCAUUGUCCUAAUAAAAGAGGAACAGUUAAAUGCCAAAGUUGAUGGACUUUGUGAAUGGACAACAUUAAACAGACAAGAUCCCUUGUCUGGACAUCGCUGCACUCAUCAGAACCAUGGUUUCAUCACCCAGGUCUGCUACUUAGUAAUACUACCAGUGCUGCAUACCACAUUCCCAUAAAGCCUUAAACUUGACUCAACCUGCCUUUUUUUGAAGAAAGAAAUGAGACAGCCAUUGCUACAAAUGGAUUGCUACAAUGAUAAUGCAAUGACUUUUUCUUUUCUGAUUAGAAGAAUCAUUUACUCAGGCCCGUAGCCAGCCUAGUGCAAGGGGGGGUCCUUUUUUUUAAAAAAGUGGCCCUUUUUUCUUAGUACUUUGUAUUUGACCGUUUACUCAUUUUGUAUUUCAUUUUGAGGAUGAAAUACUGCAUUUUAGUGACAUGUGCUGGAUUAGCUUGUCUGCUGGUAUCAUAAUGUGCAUGCUUUUAAUGCACCAAAAAUAUUUACUACAAUGUUGUCAAAUUGCUUAUCAAGAUCACGUGCGACUUUUUUCACUUCAAAAACACACCCACACACACACACACACACACACACACACACACACACACACACAGUGUUCAAAAGUUUAAAAACCACACUAACAACAGAAUACAUUUAAGGAAUUUUUACUGGAAUAUUAUUAAACUACAAAUUCAACUUCUCUCAUCAACACGCUCUCUCAUUUCUUUGUCUUUGCCUCUUCACUUUAUUGAACUUAUAUAAAAUAUAUUUAAUAUUCAACGAAUUGUUAUUCAUAUAGUCUAUUAAUUAGGCGAAAUAUAAUAAAAUAUGUUAAAUUCAACCUUUAAAAUCCCAGUCAUAUAGCAUAAUUCAAU
Messenger RNA from Clarias gariepinus (North African catfish), 2086 nucleotides. Its product is annotated as tumor necrosis factor receptor superfamily member 14-like. Gene Ontology annotation, biological process: signal transduction; defense response to Gram-positive bacterium; positive regulation of peptidyl-tyrosine phosphorylation. Bases 312 to 1256 code for a protein of 314 amino acids. Gene Ontology annotation, cellular component: external side of plasma membrane; membrane. The transcript has 9 exons. Lineage: Eukaryota; Metazoa; Chordata; Actinopteri; Siluriformes; Clariidae. Gene Ontology annotation, molecular function: transmembrane signaling receptor activity; protein binding. The record is from RefSeq and is a predicted model, not a curated record.